UCUGGGAGCAGCAGGCGGCUCUGCGCUCGCACUCCGGCUCCGCAGCUUCACCGCGCGCUCUCCUCCCUGCUCCCGCCGCAGCCCCAGGGCCCCUCGCCGCCGCCACCAUGGACGCCAUCAAGAAGAAGAUGCAGAUGCUCAAGCUCGACAAGGAGAACGCCUUGGAUCGAGCGGAGCAGGCGGAGGCCGAUAAGAAGGCAGCGGAGGACAGGAGCAAGCAGCUGGAAGAUGAGCUGGUGUCGCUGCAAAAGAAACUCAAGGCCACCGAAGAUGAACUGGACAAAUACUCCGAGGCUCUCAAAGAUGCCCAGGAGAAGCUGGAGCUGGCGGAGAAAAAGGCCACCGACGCUGAAGCCGACGUAGCUUCUCUGAACAGACGCAUCCAGCUGGUUGAGGAAGAGUUGGAUCGUGCCCAGGAGCGUCUGGCAACAGCUCUACAGAAGCUAGAGGAGGCCGAGAAGGCAGCAGAUGAGAGUGAGAGAGGCAUGAAAGUCAUUGAGAGCCGAGCCCAAAAGGAUGAGGAGAAGAUGGAGAUUCAGGAGAUCCAGCUGAAAGAGGCCAAACACAUUGCUGAGGAUGCCGACCGCAAGUAUGAAGAGGUGGCCCGUAAGCUGGUCAUCAUUGAGAGUGACCUGGAGCGUGCAGAGGAGCGGGCUGAGCUCUCAGAAGGCCAAGUUCGACAGCUGGAAGAACAAUUAAGAAUAAUGGAUCAGACCUUGAAAGCAUUAAUGGCUGCAGAGGAUAAGUACUCGCAGAAGGAAGACAAAUACGAGGAAGAGAUCAAGGUCCUUUCUGACAAGCUGAAGGAGGCUGAGACUCGGGCUGAGUUUGCGGAGAGGUCAGUAACUAAAUUGGAGAAAAGCAUUGAUGACUUGGAAGACGAGCUGUACGCUCAGAAACUGAAGUACAAAGCCAUCAGCGAGGAGCUGGACCACGCUCUCAACGACAUGACUUCCAUGUAAAUGUUCAUCCACCCUGCCUGCUCACAUCUGUGCCCACACGCUAGGAUGAGCAAUUCGCCACCACUCCCUCUUGUAUCUCCAGAAUCUCCGCCUUUACACGUUUCUACUCACUCUCUUUGCACAAUCUAGGAUAGUCAUUGUUUGUUUUUUUUCACAUUCUACUAGUAUACAGGCCAAGUAGCUUGUCUUUACAAACUGUCUUCCUCUCAGAAUCCAUUCAUUUCACAUUGUCUCAGCUAGAUCGUUCCCACCAUGCAGUGAGCUCGCAUAGAAGUGACUCGGGCACUAUACUUUUAGGAACGUAAACUAGGCUCAAGUAAAAUCAGUAAGCCAUGCAGUUGUGCAAGAAUUGCCCAAGAAAUAGCAAAAGUCAGUUUCCUGUGAUUCAAUUAAAUAUAACGUGAACUUUUUUUUAUUAAAAAAAUACAAAUUUAAUGACUGAGGCUCUGAGAGGAGGGAAAUUGAUCCAGAACAGCAUAAAGGAUGUUGCUGUAAAACAUCACAUCUUUCUUUUAAGAAUUUUAGACAAAAAUGAACCUUCUGCUGAGUAUCCAAGCCUUUAAUUUUCUGUUUAUAUAAAAAGAAUUAACAUACAAAUACCACAACCUAUGUCAAAGAAAUGGGACAUAAAGCAUAGGUUGUGUGCUCUUAAGCACAUCAUGUAUUCUUUAGGAGGGAUUUAAUUUUCUGUUUAUAUAAAAAGUAAUAUACAAACACCACAACCUGUGUCAAAGAAAUGGGACAUAAAGCACAGAUUGUGUGAUAUGAGUUUAGGGUUAAUGGCCCGGCUUUUACUACUGCUGGGCAGUAAGGGUGGAGUAGAUAGUCUUAAUCUCACGAGAACCUGGAGCAUACACAACUAACUUUCAUGUUACUAACCAAGCCUGAACACUGAACCGGUUCUGCCCCACUAAAUUCUAACUUGGAGUGUUUCACAGAGGCUGCCUUUUAAUCUCACAAGAUGGCACUGAAUUCCACAUAAGCUGGGAAUUUCGCUUUCCAGGCCCACCUGUCAUUCGUUUACCCAUGCAGAAAAAUGGUAGCCUGAAGAGUGUUGGCAUGUGUCUGCUGCCUUACACAUUAUAGAAUCAUCAUGCUACCCCUGGAGACGUGACUGUUACCAUGGAAACUGGAGAAAAUUCCAACUUCUCUCCGCUCAUUUAUAAAUGAGGGGGUAAAUCAGAUCAUCUGUCUCUGAUUGCUAAAAUGUGGUGAUUCUAUGAGGAAAACUUGCAGCAUCAUGUUUGGUUAUGUACUCUGAAAGGUGGGCUUAGCUUAAAAUCUGUUUCUGAGUUCUGCUCAUGGGUCGUCUUACUGUGAUCCCUCCCGCAGAAGAGGCUGGUGCUGGCCUGGGGCCCAGACCCUGGUGGGCAAGGAUUUACAUCCUCCCGCAGGUUUUGCAUGUCUGCUUCUCACCUUUGUUUCGAGAGCUGCUCUCAUUUGUUCGUUUGGCUUCCGUUUUCCAUUGUGCCACUUUUUUUUUUCUGUUUCUCCCACCUUUUCUCUUCAUGCAGAUAAGUAUCUUUGCUUCACUUCUCCCAAGACCCCUUCAUCGAGCUGGAUGUCCCACCUCUCUGAGCUCUGCAGUUUGUCUGUUCUCCAGCUGACCCUGAUUCUUUCUUUUCACAUCCUGCCUUAGGGCCAGGUUCACACUGUGCUUCCUCUUGUACAGAAGCUCCUCGUUUCAGUGUAAAAUAAACACUAUGUAAGCUGUUUCUGUUUGCUAUUCUUUUUACUUCUUAUUUAUUGAUAUUUUAGUUUCAACGCUGAAUAAAACCACAAAUCUGCUUCACACACAGGAGGGUUAAUUUUUGGCUGCUGCUUUGCUUUUUUUUUUUUUUUUUUUCCUAUUCUGAACAUCAUUCAUUAAUAUCAACAGUCUCUAAAGCUGUAGUUUCUUGUGGAACUUUUUCAAAAUACACAUGCCUGGGUCAUUCUCUGGGUUUUGGUUUGCAAAGGUUAGAGUUAGGUCCAGGCAGCUGUGCUUUUUAGGGAUUGGAAUGGUACUGGUGUGUGAAAUGGGUUGAGAACCUCCACACAGGGGAUUUUGCUUGUUGAAGCCAGAAGGUCUGCCUUGAGCAGGGCCUUCGUGUGCAAUAUUGAGUUUGGGAUGUGGUGAGCCUGCUGUGUUGGUAUUUACAUCUAAAUGUAAAAGCACUCUCCUGCUUGAGAGUGGGGAGCUAACUAAGGAAAGGCUGCCAGCCCACACAUAUCCUAAAAGAUGAACAGGAUGUGGAUACAAAAACAAUGUAAGUUGAGAUCAUUAUUGAUCAUUCUUUUACAGCACAAAGUAUAUUCAUUCCUCAGCCACCUUCAUUUUGAUCAUGAGAUGACAUUCUUAGGUUUUACGAACAUAUGAGUAUGUUCAAGUCAAGAUUUAUUUUUUUGCUCUUAAGCACAUCAUGUAUUCUUAGGAGGGAUUUAUACUUACAUAAUCUUUGUGAUAACUUUUUUUUAUUUGUGAAUAUUUUUAAAGCAUAGCUAUUAAAGUUGGUUCUUUUUUUUACCCCCUAAAAAUAAUAGAAAUUGUUCAGUUAUAGUUUAUUUUAUUGGUUAUAUUUAUAAAUUAAAGAAUAGCAUGUAAGUGAUUUUUUUAAAAACACAUCACAAAAUUAGAACUUUAAAAUGAUGUGGAGUUUUCUCUCUCAAUGCCCAACACUUCACAUCCUCAACAAUCUGGCUAUAUUUCUCCUGUGUUUUAAAUGUGAGUGAUUGUUAUCUGUGUAUAGUUUUUCUGAGCCUAAGUACUUAUAUAUCCCUAUGUUCUAAUAAAUUUGAGCAAACUGAAAAUGUCAGUCACUUUACAAAGACUUCAGAACAGAGUAAAAAUACUCUUUUUAAGAGGGCUGUGAAUUUAGUAGUGGUAUAAUAGACUUUUUAAAAUUUAUAAUCUAGACAGUCUCUCUCCCUGUAAUUCCUUACUUUUCUUUUCCUAAGGCUCCUUGGGCCUGCUUUUGACUAUGAUUCCUACUUUGUUCUUUUAAAAUUCAGAGUAAUAAAAGUGGGCCCUUUUCUGAGUAACCCUGCUUCCUGCCAUAGAAAAAAAUGACAGGUCUGAAAGUUGUACAGAGCAGAUGUUUAGUUAAUUCUGGAGGCACACCAGUUUUGAGGGAACCAUUCCAGAGACUCUCACACUUUCUCUAGGUAUAUUCUAGAGGGAGAAAUGGGAAACUGAUGGACUGCAAAGGCAAUCUGGAAUAGCCCAAGGACUUCCCUGGCACUCCAGUGAUUAGGACUCUGUCUUCCAGUGCAGGGAGCCCAGGUUCAGUCCCUGGUCGGGAAGCUAAUAUCACACAUGCCACAGGGUUUAGCCAAAUUUAAAAAAAAAAUCUGAAACAGCCCAAGAAGGUAUGGGCACACAAGAGGAUAAAUAGCUAGUUGAUUUUAUCAAGAAAUCGUUGGGGCCCAGGCUUCUAGCUCAGCGGAUCAUGCCAUCAUAGAGGCGGCGGCUGCAAUAGCCUUGGUUGGACCAAACCCCAAAAACAUUGCUUGGCAGUUGACACCCCAGAUAUUGGGGAGGUAGAACAGGAGGGAAAAAUAUUUUCAAACAUAUAAUACUCCCAGGCCCCCCAAGCAUACCAGUUCUAUGGCAGCCAAAGUAGAGCACGUCCAAACGAGGACAUUGUAAGGAUACUGUCAUUUAAACUGCAUUCACAUCGACCCUCUGGGUUCUCUGGGGUUUCUGCAGAGUUCUUUCAUCCCAGCUUGACUGUACAUUGGUUCAGGAAGCUAAGACAUCUACAUGCCCAUGGUGAUGUCUCACAUGUGAGAGUGUGAAUGUGCUGCUAGUGGGGUUAAAUUUUGCAACCCCCAAGCAUGCAGGACAUUGUGAAAGGUAGGGAGGAUGUGGUCAGGAGAUGAACUGGAAAUGUUCUUUGUUCUCAGUGAGCUGGCCAUCUUGUGGGAAGAUAGAUGAGUGAAGCAGGUCUGACCUGUGAAGCAGAUGGUGUACAUUUAGAGUCCAUGAGGAAUAGAGACAGUAAUUCUGACUGGGAGCUACCUGGAGAAGAUGACAUUUGACUGGGGUUUUGCAUAUUCAGAACAUUUGGAUCAGCAAAGAAGACAAGGUGGAGAUAUUCCAAGCUAAAAAAACACAAUGAAUAUAAGGUAUUCCUCAUCUCCUACCAUAUGUGAAAGUGAAAGUGUUAGCCGUCUAGUCGUGUCCGACUCUUUGUGACCACGGACUGUAGCCUUCCCAGCUCCUCCGUCCAUGGAAUUCUCCAGGCAAGAACACUGGAGUGGGUUGCCAUUUCCUACUCCAGGGGAUCUUCCUUACCCAGGGAUCAAACCCAGUUCUGCAUUGUAAGCAGAUUCUUUAUACAUGAGAGAAUAUUAAAAUGAGAAUUGAUUGAUUUCCCAACAGACCUGGGAACUAGAAACUGAACAUUUUUAUUCUCCCCAGGUGUAGGAUUGUCAGCUCUUCAGGAUCAUUAAGAUAGAGAUUGUGGGUUUAGGUUGUCACUGGCAUGCAAGACAGUUCUGUAACCUCCAGCUUUCCGUGAUAAGGGCCAGUUUCUUAUCCUUGUUUGGGCAUCCUCUGGUAUCCCCAUCAGAUAAAAGCUGACCAGCAGCUGCCUUCUUUGCCAAACGUACUUCACACCAGUCUCCAUGUGGACAUUUGGGAUUUUGCACAUGUCCAUUUAGCACCAGAGAAUGCCAUCCUUUUUAGAAAGUCAGCAGUUAAAUCAGUUUUGAGCGGAGUAAGUGCUUAUUCUUUUGCUGUGUGUGUAGAGUAACACACCCUAUCUCUAAGCUGGAUGAGAGUUUACGCUGUGUAGCACAGUGACUAUGGUAGAGACAUGGAGCUUAGUUCUGCAUUUCCAAAACUGUUAAUACAGUGGCAGUGGCCCCUCGAGGGGCCACCUGAGAGGAAAGCCAGCCCUAGGAGUGGAGAUGAAAGGGUUCCAGGAAGGGAUGAGCAGAAACGGUAGGUUAAGGUUUUGCAGGAAGCUCUCAGUCACUGAGCCCUACAAGGAGUGGAUGGCGUACUAGGCUCACCUCCAGCCCUGCCCCAGUUCCUGAGGCUGUUGCCAGAAGCUUCAUUGGGCCCGGUUCACAUGGUGGUUUUAGUGAGAUACAUAAGGAACAUGCCCCCUCUCUCCUCCUCGGAUCCUGCCGAGGAGGAGGAUCCCUUUCCUCCUCUUGUUUCCCUUUCCUCCUGCCAAGAGAGGAGUCCUGUCUCUUCCUUGGUCAGCCAGGCCUUCCCUGGGCACAGGACAGCUUCUCAUGGGGUGAGGGGAACCUGCUCAGCAAGUGACCAGCACCUGAGGUAUCUCUGUGUUCUGUUUACUCCCUCUCACCAACUCCAGCUAACCUCUCUUCCUUCUGCCUCUUCUCUUCUGCUAACCUGCUUGCUGACCUGUACAGAUCAACUCUACCAGCAACUUGAGCAAAACCGCCGCCUAACUAACCAACUAAAGCUGGCCCUGAAUGAGGAUUAAACUUAAGUGGGGAAGAACCUGGGCUGAAUUCUAGGAAUGCAGCCCGUGUCAGGAAGUAUAAGACUGCCAUACCUUCAGAUAGUAGGAUUGAAAAUGAUUGCUUUCUGCAGAAUUCUGCAGAAUUGAACAUGAAUCAGUUGAAAGGUUGGCCUUGCCUGCAUUUUCCUCUUAUAUCUGGAAUAAUUAAGUUCUCUUUAAUCCCCAAACCGCUUUUAUGGUAAAAUUACAUCUGUGUAUAUGGGUCAAUGUUUAUAAUCAGUUCAGCAUUCAUCUUUGCAAUAGCAGGUCCUCUUAUUUGGACUGAUGCAUAAUGAGAACCAAAAAAAUGUUUUCUAUUUCCUACAGAGAACUGAGUCUUGCUUAAAAUUAGAGAGUCAAAGCAGAGGAGUGUGUAUCAGCAUAUAUAUAUAUAUAUAUAUAUUAUAUAUAGGAUGUGAUAUAUAUAAUAUAUAUUCCUAUUGCAUAUUCAUAUUUCUAACUUCUAAGUAUCUGGUAUAGUGUUUGAAAUAUGAUUAAAUGUACCUAUGCUUGGGCAAAAUAGCUUUUGAAAACAGGAGUUCAUGUCAGAAGUCCCCGAUUGUCUGAAAGGUAUGCUUUUAUUUAGUCUUAACAGUGUUGUUGGAAUCUGGUGAGAAUGUCAUGCUAAUAAUAAAUAGAACACUGUGAGAAUAAUAAGAGAAUGUCCUACUGGAGUGUGCAUGAAACAUGUUGGUUAUUUUUUUUUUUAACGAGCAACAGAAAUAAAUCCUUGAAACGUUGUCAGAAGGCCUAGUAAUGUCAUCUUUGUUUUCUCUGAGAUUGUGUUACAAUGCAACUCUCAGACCUUAACUGCCUGUAACUCAGAAAUGUCUGCUGCUGUUAUAACUUGAGUGCUGCGAGCACCUCUCCCAGUUCCCACAGCGCAUGACCAGUGAACAUCCACCAGCCCCACCUGUAUUUUGCUCCCCGUGGUUUGCUGGUGGAGAUUCACCUGGCCACUCUGUGAGAGCCUGCUGUGCCUGUGGUUUCUUCAGGUCCAAGACAGCUUCCCCUUUGUAGGUCCCUGUCUGGAAAUGAGUCAUGUCUUACGAGCAUGCCUGGUCCUAAUCAUCUCAUCCUGUGUUUGUGAUUGAUGUUUGCCUGCCUAAGUGUACAAACCACUGCUGUGUCCAAAGCUCAGCUAUUCAUGACUUAAUUUUCUAAUCCCACCACAGAGAAAGUGGCUCAUGCCAAAGAAGAAAACCUUAGUAUGCACCAGAUGCUGGAUCAGACUUUACUGGAGUUAAACAACAUG
This is a messenger RNA of Dama dama (fallow deer), 7676 nucleotides long. RefSeq names its product tropomyosin 1 (gene TPM1). Gene Ontology annotation, biological process: actin filament organization; cardiac muscle contraction. The record is from RefSeq and is a predicted model, not a curated record. The transcript has 9 exons. Lineage: Eukaryota; Metazoa; Chordata; Mammalia; Artiodactyla; Cervidae. Gene Ontology annotation, molecular function: actin filament binding. Gene Ontology annotation, cellular component: actin filament. The coding region runs from base 108 to 962 and encodes 284 amino acids.